This is a messenger RNA of Sorex fumeus (smoky shrew), 1009 nucleotides long. RefSeq names its product complement factor D (gene CFD). The record is from RefSeq and is a predicted model, not a curated record. Gene Ontology annotation, biological process: proteolysis. Bases 199 to 987 code for a protein of 262 amino acids. Gene Ontology annotation, molecular function: serine-type endopeptidase activity. The transcript has 6 exons. NCBI's taxonomy places the organism in Eukaryota, Metazoa, Chordata, Mammalia, Eulipotyphla, Soricidae.
GCAUCCUUCCUGGGCUGAGGAUCUGUGGCGCAUGGGGGUGGGGGUGGGGCAGCUCUGGGCCGCUGCUGUCUGCGGACUCUUAAUUCGAAAUCUCUGGGCCGCCUCCUGAGAGGCAAGCAGAAGUCUGUGGAAGCCUUCCAGCACCCUCCACCCUUAUAAAGCGCCCCCAGCCCUCCGGAGUCAGUUGUCUGCAGCACCAUGGGGCGCAGCUGGGCGUGCGUGGUGGCUCUGAUCCUCCUAGGAGCAAUCGGAUGUGCGACGCAGCCCCGGGGUCGCAUCCUGGGCGGCAGCGAGGCCCAGGCGCACGCGCUGCCCUACAUGGCCUCGGUGCAGGUGAAUGGGAGUCACCAGUGCGGCGGCUUCCUGGUGAACGAGUACUGGGUGAUGAGCGCUGCGCACUGCUGGGAUAACGAGACCCAGUUGCAGGUGCUUCUGGGCGCCCACUCGCUGUCGCAGCCGGAACCUUCCAAGCGUCUGUAUGAUGUUCUUCGCGCAGUGCCCCAUCCGGGCAGCGGAUCGGACACCAUCGACCACGACCUCCUCCUGCUGCAGCUGUCUGAAAAGGUCGAGCUGGGCCCCGCUGUGCAGCCUCUGCCCUGGCAGCACGAUGCCCGCCUCUUAGAGGCCGGCACCAUGUGCGACGUGGCCGGCUGGGGCGUGACCAGUUACGCGGGCAGCCGACCUGACCGCCUGCAGUACCUGAGCCGGCCGGUGAUGGACCGCGCCACCUGCAACCACCGUCUCUACCACGACGGCACCAUCACGGAGCACAUGCUGUGCGUGGAGAGCAACCGCCGCCGGGACAGCUGCAAGGGCGACUCCGGAGGUCCACUGGUGUGCGGAGGCGUGGCCGAGGGCGUGCUCACCACGGGCUCGCGCGUCUGCGGCAACCCUAAGAAGCCCAGUAUCUUCACGCGUGUGUCCACCUACGUGGACUGGAUCAGGAGCGUGGUGAACGAGAACGCCACCGUCUCGCCGGCGGAGUGACCCGGGCAAUAAAAGCCCCGCA